AUGUGCUUUCUAUCGUCAUCGUUUCUUCCUUUUUUACUGUACUUUGAUGAAGUGAACGCUUUGCAUCAAUCUCAGUUUUCAUCAUCAGCUUUGAAUUGGGUCAGCAGAUUGAAUUUCAAAGGCCUUUUUGAGAUCUUUUCAAUAAUAUUUAAGAGGGAACAAAUUGCGCUACCUACUGAAUCUUCUGAGGAUUUAAGAUUUCAAACGUUAAAACCUAGAGAAUCUGAUGGGAAUGUUUCCAAUUCGAGCGAGAGAGAACAUUCUGUAGAACAAGAGAUAAAUAUGGCAUGUGACCAGAAUCGGGCUUUAUUGAAAGUAUUCAUGUAUGACUUGCCUCCGGAAUUUCACUUUGGGUUAUUGGGUUGGAAGGGAAGUGUAAAUCAAACAUGGCCUGAUGUGGAUAACCCCAGUCGUGUCCCACGUUAUCCUGGGGGACUGAAUUUGCAGCACAGUAUGGAAUAUUGGCUCACACUUGAUCUUUUAGCAUCAAAAAAUGCUAAAGCUGGUCGGCCUUGUACUGUAAUUAGAGUGCAGAAUUCAAGUCAAGCAGAUAUUAUUUUUGUGCCGUUUUUCUCUUCUCUGAGUUACAAUCGGCAUUCCAAGACUCAAGGGGAGGGACAAGUUAGUGUUAACAAAAUGUUGCAAGACAGAUUGGUACGUUUCUUGAGAGGGCGCAAAGAAUGGAAACGUGCGGGUGGUAAGAAUCAUCUAAUUGUAGCUCACCAUCCUAACAGCUUGUUGGAUGCGCGAAGAAACUUGGCUUCUGCUAUGCUUGUGCUUGCGGAUUUCGGAAGGUAUCCUGUUGAGUUAGCAAAUAUCAAGAAAGAUAUCAUAGCUCCCUAUAAACAUUUGGUAGGUACUAUACCAAAAGCAGAGUCACCUUCAUAUGAGGAACGUUCCACACUCGUGUAUUUCCAAGGGGCGAUAUACAGAAAAGAUGGAGGAGUUAUUCGCCAAGAACUGUAUUACCUUCUCAAAGAUGAGAAAGACGUGCAUUUUGCAUUCGGAAGCAUAGGAGGAAAUGGGGUUAAUCAGGCAAGCCAGGGCAUGUCGACGUCCAAAUUCUGCCUGAACAUAGCUGGAGAUACUCCAUCUUCCAAUCGACUCUUUGAUGCCGUAGUAAGCCAUUGUGUUCCCGUGAUCAUCAGUGAUGAAAUUGAGCUACCAUACGAAGAUGUUUUGGACUACUCAGAGUUUUCCUUGUUUGUUCGCGCCGCCGAUGCCAUAAAGAAAGGCUACCUGUUGAAUCUCCUUCAUUCAAUCAAGCGCGAGGAAUGGAUCAAGAUGUGGGAAAGAUUGAAGGAGAUUACACAUCAUUACGAGUAUCAAUAUCCAUCCCGGCCCGGGGAUGCAGUGGACAUGAUUUGGCAGGAAGUUGCGCGCAAGAUAUCUUCAAUUCAGUUCAACUCACACAGGAAGAACAGAUACAAUAGAUCUCAGCUUCUUGUCAAGACUAACUGA
This is a messenger RNA of Vicia faba (fava bean), 1461 nucleotides long. Lineage: Eukaryota; Viridiplantae; Streptophyta; Magnoliopsida; Fabales; Fabaceae. The record is from the annotation of a GenBank genome assembly.